CGCCCCUCCCUGUGGGGAACUCACUGCCCCUGCCUGUCGGGAACUGCCCCUGCCUGUCGGGAACUGCCCCUCCCUGUCCCCGCGGAGUCUUAAGUUCCUGGAGGGACAGGGCGGAGGCGGGCAGGAACCCGAAGCAGGAAAGGCGAGGGCCGCUGUCCGGAACAGCUGUGUCUCCCACCCCGCAGCUCGGAGCAAUGGCGACCCCGGGAGCCCCAGUGGGUGGCGUCUCGUCCCGAGGGCCCCAGUGCCCUCCUGACCCAGCGCUGGAGCCCAAGCAGCUCCCGGAGCUGAUCCGCCUGAAGCGAGACGGAGUCCGCCUGAGCGAGCGAGACAUUCAGAGUUUCGUGCGCGCCGCGGUGGACGGGAGCGCGCAGGGCGCACAGAUAGGGGCCAUGCUCAUGGCCAUCCGACUGCAAGGCAUGGAUCUGGAGGAGACUGUGGCGCUAACCCGGGCCCUAGCCAACUCCGGGCAGCAGCUGGAGUGGCCAGAGGCCUGGCACCAGCAGCUCGUGGACAAACAUUCCACAGGGGGAGUGGGUGACAAGGUCAGCCUGGUCCUGGCGCCUGCCCUGGCUGCCUGUGGCUGCAAGGUACCCAUGAUCAGUGGGCGUGGUCUGGGGCACACAGGAGGCACCUUGGAUAAACUAGAGUCAAUUCCUGGAUUCACCGUCAUCCAGAGCCCAGAACAGAUGCAAGGUCUGCUGGAGAGAGUGGGCUGCUGUAUUGUGGGUCAGAGCAAGGAGCUGGUUCCUGCAGACGGAAUCCUGUAUGCAGCCCGAGAUGUGACAGCGACCGUUGACAGCCUGCCACUCAUCACAGCCUCCAUCCUCAGCAAGAAGGUGGUGGAGAACCUGUCUGCACUGGUGAUGGAUGUGAAGUUCGGAGGGGCUGCCGUCUUCCCGAGCCAGGCAAAGGCCCGGGAACUGGCUAGAGCGCUGGUUGAUGUCGGGGCAGGCCUGGGGCUCCGGGUUGCAGCGGCUCUGACAGCCAUGGACCAUCCCCUGGGCCGCAGCGUGGGCCACACCCUGGAGGUGGAGGAGGCGCUGCUUUGCAUGGACGGCGCGGGGCCACCGGACCUGCGGGACCUGGUCGUUAGGCUCGGGGGCGUCCUGCUCUGGCUCAACGGACAGGCGGAGGCGCUCGUGCUCUCGGACCGCGAGCCCUUCGCCGCCCCCUCGCCCUUCUCUGAGCUCAUCUUGCCGCCGAACAACGCGCAGCAAUAA
This is a messenger RNA of Myotis brandtii (Brandt's bat), 1223 nucleotides long. It is a transcript of the gene TYMP, whose product is annotated as thymidine phosphorylase. The coding region runs from base 195 to 1223 and encodes 342 amino acids. Gene Ontology annotation, molecular function: 1,4-alpha-oligoglucan phosphorylase activity. The record is from RefSeq and is a predicted model, not a curated record. Lineage: Eukaryota; Metazoa; Chordata; Mammalia; Chiroptera; Vespertilionidae. Gene Ontology annotation, cellular component: cytosol. Gene Ontology annotation, biological process: pyrimidine nucleobase metabolic process. The transcript has 9 exons.